UCGCACUGUAGACAGAUGAGAAAAUGGAAACGGCAGUGACCCGUUGAUCUUCUUCUUCUUCUUCUUCACCAUCUCUCUCUCUCUCUCUCUCUCUCUCUCUCUCUCUCUCUGAAAACCCUGAUCUCUGAAACCUAUACUUACAUAUAUCGGCCUAUAUCUGUAUAUGCAGCCGAUGAAAAUGGCGGCGACGAUCGAAGGACAGGACCGGGUGAUGGCGACGGCUCAGCAGAUCGUGAAGUCUCUCAACACGUCCAAGGACGCCACUCAGGAUAUGAUUCUGAUCCUAUCGAGCUUCGACAACCGCCUCUCGAACAUCACCAGUUUGAUCUCCGCCGCUGACGGAUACUCCGACGCCAGGUUCGAGGCCGCCGAGAAGGUGAUUCUGGGCUGGGACUCCGAUUCUCUCGCGCCGGAGGAGGGGGCGGCUGAGUACCUCGCUGCGGUGGACGUAAUCCUCCGGUUGACCGAGGAUCUGGAGAUCGGAGCGGGGAGCGAGCUGAUGGAUCGGGCGGAGAGUGCGAUACAGGCGGCGAUGGCGAGACUGGAGGAUGAGUUCCGGCAUAUUCUGAUACGGAGCACGGUGCCGCUGGAUGCCGAGAGUCUGCACGGAUCGAUACGGAGGGUUUCGCUGUCGAUCGCGUCGAACGAUGGGGAAAUGGAGGGUUUCGAGAGCUUCGUGGUGGAUGAUCAGGCGAGUUUCUGUCACGAGAGAGGCGCGAGCUUGGGGGAUGAUGUGUGUGUGGACUUGAUUCAUCCUGAUGCUGUUGGAGAGCUGAAGGAGAUCGCUGAUAGGAUGAUUAGGUCUGGUUACGAGAAGGAGUGCUGCCAAGUGUAUAGCGGUGUUCGCCGUGAUGUUCUUGACGAGUGUUUGUCGAUUCUUGGGCUUGAGAAGCUGAGUAUUGAGGAGGUUCAGAAGGUUGACUGGAGCUCAUUGGAUGAGAAGAUGAAGAAGUGGAUCCAAGCCGUUAAGAUUGUGGUUAGGGUUCUUUUGACGGGUGAGAAGCGGCUUUGUGAACAGCUAUUUGAGGGUUCUGAACUGAUAAAAGAGGUUUGCUUCGUGGAGACAGCAAAGGCAUGCGUCAUGCAGUUGUUGAACUUCGGGGAAGCCAUUGCGAUUGGAAAGAGGUCAUCAGAGAAGCUGUUUCGUAUACUUGAUAUGUAUGAUGUGCUGCUGAGCGUUUUGCCUGAUUUGCAAGUGUUGUUUGGUGAUGAGUCAGGGAAACUAGUGUGCAGUGAGGCCCAGGGAGUGCUGGCUGGACUUGGAGAAGCAGCUGUUGGCACACUUGUGGAGUUUGAAAAUGCUGUUCGGGGUGAGGCUUCUCGGAAACCCAUUCAAGGAGGCGAGAUUCAUCCACUUACACGAUAUGUUAUGAAUUAUGUGAAAUUGCUUGUGGAUUAUAGUGAUACCCUGAAUUCUCUUCUGGAAGAAGAUGUGGAUAAAUUAGAAAAUUUGCAAAGGGAUGAUGAUGAUAACACACCAUCAGAGGGCAUGUCUCCAACUGGAGGUUGGUUGCUUUUAUUGCUAAAAUCUCUUGAAUCCAAUAUUGAGGAGAAGUCGAGAAUGUACGAAGAUGGUGCAAUGCAAUAUAUAUUCUUGAUGAAUAACAUACUUUACAUAGUUCAGAAGGUGAAAAAUUCUGAGCUUGGAAAGCUUUUGGGUGAUCAAUGGGUUCGCAAACGCCGGGGUCAGAUUCGUCAACAUGCCACAAGCUACCUCAGAGCCUCAUGGAGCAAAGUCUUGUCUUGUUUGAAGGAUGAAGGGAUUGGCGGGAGUGCAAGUAAUGCCUCCAAGGUGGCUUUGAAGGAAAGAUUUAAGAAUUUCAAUACUGGUUUUGAAGAAAUUUAUAGGAUCCAAACAGCUUGGAAGGUUCCAGAUGCUCAACUUCGUGAAGAGCUUCGAAUAUCCAUUUCAGAGAAAGUAAUACCAGCAUAUAGGUCAUUCCUGGGAAGGUUUGGGAAUCAGCUAGAGAGUGGAAAGCAUGCUGGGAAAUACAUUAAAUAUACACCAGAAGAUUUGGAGAACUAUUUAUUGGACCUAUUUGAAGGGACACCUGGAGUUCUGCAUCACCUGAGAAGAAAAAAUUCAUAGUAAUGGGGGAUAGGUAAGCCUGUCAUCAAGUUUGAUUCAGUUUAUUUCAAAAUGAGCUUGAUGAUGUGCUACUUAUUUUAUUGUUGUUAAUGUUUAAUCAAAAGGUUUUGUGAAAUAUAGUCACAGCUAGAUACUGUAAUAAUUUUGUACAUGUUUUAGAUCCUUUAUGUGUGAAACUCAAUCAUGUCUCAUGUUCAUGAGUGGCAUUUACAGUUGAAUGUUGACUAUGGGUCCUGAUUAUUUCA
Molecule: messenger RNA, 2334 nt
Organism: Diospyros lotus (date-plum)
Lineage: Eukaryota; Viridiplantae; Streptophyta; Magnoliopsida; Ericales; Ebenaceae
Product: exocyst complex component EXO70B1-like
Exons: 1
Coding region: 164-2089 (641 amino acids)
Biological process (GO): exocytosis
Cellular component (GO): exocyst
Molecular function (GO): phosphatidylinositol-4,5-bisphosphate binding
Source: RefSeq, a predicted model, not a curated record